This is a messenger RNA of Fonsecaea nubica, 504 nucleotides long. RefSeq lists its product as hypothetical. Bases 1 to 504 code for a protein of 167 amino acids. The record is from RefSeq and is a predicted model, not a curated record. The transcript has 2 exons. Lineage: Eukaryota; Fungi; Ascomycota; Eurotiomycetes; Chaetothyriales; Herpotrichiellaceae.
AUGUCUACUGUGUCCGAAGACCUCAAGACAAGGGAACAAAUUGUUUUCACCAAGGGUGCAGUCGAGCGUGCUCUCGAUGCGCUACUCUCUACAAACUGGAAAGAGAUCAUGACCAAGAUCUAUAUGGUGGAACGAAAGAUGAAAGAGAAAGAGGAGGAGAGAGGGCGUAAAGAAAGAGAGCGUGAGGAGGAACAGCAUCAAGAGAAAGAGCGUCAAGCGGACGAGGAGCUUGGAGUCAGCAAGGAAGAGUCUGGAGUCUCAAGGCACGACGUGGAAGAGAUAAUACGACACGUCAAGGACCAACUAACAGAGAUCCGCGGCGCCCCGAGCGUCCAGAUGAAACACAUACCGCAAGACAUUCAGGGUUUGAGGGAUGAAGUCGAGGAGGAAUUGAAGACCAAGCGGCUAGACAAGGAGGAAAAGGCGGAAGAGAGAGACGGAGCUGGUGGCCUUGUGGGAAAAGCAAGGAGGAGGAGAGAGCUGGAGAGAAUGGGCGACGUAUGA